AAACAGCUCGAUGAUUCUUGUUACUUCUUUGUUACGUUUCACCCUCCCAUGCUGGCCGAAGUUGGUAUGAUCCAGUAGAGUGAGUGGGUGACUUGGUCGGGGAUAUCCAUGCUGCUUUAGUUAAGGGUAAGAAGGGGAGCUGGCAGCUUAUUGGGCACCAUGACUGAAGAGGAGCAGUUUGUGAACAUUGACUUGAAUGACGACAAUGUAUGCAGUAUCUGCAAGCUGGGCACUGACAUUGAGACCCUGUCGUUCUGCCACGUCUGCUUUGAGAUGAGCAUUGAGGGAGUAGCAAAGUCGGAUCUUCUGCACACUAGCUCUUUACGGGGUCACAAGGACUGUUUUGAGAAAUAUCACCAGAUUGCAAACCAAGACUGCUCCCGGUCCAAGCUUUCCAAGAGUCCCUACGAAGAAGUGAAAACUAUUCUCAGCAAAAAAAUAAACUGGAUUGUCCAAUAUGCACAAAAUAAGGAUUUAUAUUCGGAUUCAGAGUGUUCCAAACCGGCUCAACACAAGCUUUACAAGUUUAGACACCUGAAUGAGAAGAGUCUGCUUCCCCAGCACGACUCACAGGUUCCCAGGUAUUCCGAAAAGUGGUUGGACACUGGAGCUGGAGGUAUAGCCACAUGUGCUAAGGGGGUUUUGGAGAGGAAUAUGAGCGUUCUCCAGAAUUCCAACUCCACAUACUGCCAUAGUCAGCUGUGGCCUCAUCCCUGUAAGGAACAAAAGCCUAAAGCUAACCAUAACCAGCCGUCUGGACCCAAUGGUCGGAGAAGACACCAGCAUUACAACAAAGAAGAAUUGAGCUCGAUGAGCAGAGAAGAACUGGGACGUUUAAAUGAACAUCUCCUCCGGCAACUGCAGGAUGUGUUUGAAGACCUUAGUUGCGUUCUUCAGGAAAAAGAUGCCCUGUCUUCUGAACUCCACGUUCGUCAUGUUGCCAUAGAACAGCUGCUAAAAAACUGCUCAAAACUGCCGUGUCUCCAAGUGGGCAGAGCAGGGGUUAAAAUUAACACGACAAUCAAUAACUAGGUGACGUGGCUCCCAACUUGCACAAGGAACAUCUAGCCAGCCUCCUGUAGAUCCCGCACAGCUGUCUUCUUACAUUUCCUUUUUGCUUUUGUAUUAAAAAGCCAUUCCAGUAGGAUCGGAUGACAUUGGACAGCAUUUAUAGAUUCAGCCUGGGAUAGCUGGAAACGACAGCCCGAUACACCAUAUAAGGAAACCGAUAAGUAACAACACAAAGGUGUCUUAUCUAGGUUCUGGGCUGUGCCCGUCUCCUCAACAGUUAGUGUUGUCAACAGAGGUUCUCUUUUGGGUCCAUUAUCUAAAUAGGCCACUUGUCUUCCCGUAUAUAAAGGCAAUAAUUCCACCUUUUGCUCCUUUUUGGGGGGAAAAAAUAUUUUGGAUAUUUUCUGUAACUGGUCAGUAUUGUGACAAAUCAUGAAGCUCUUGUGCCUAUUUGUUAAAGAAUUUCAGACUAAGAACCAUAGCAGAUGGGAGGAUGCGUUAUUUCUGAAGGCAUCUAUAGUUGUAUAUUGCUCUUCCAAGAAUCUUUCAACUUGCAGACGAUGGACUGUUUUUUUUUUUUUGGGAAUUUUAUUUACCAGAAAAAAAGAAAAAAAAAAGGUUAAAAAAAGAAACCAAAAGUCACCAUUGCGUGAAAUGCUAAAAUUGUAUUGCUAGAAACUUUUUACAAAAGAUGUUUACAAGGAGCCUUUUUAUGAUCUACUGUUUUUUACAAAGAAAUAUUUUGGGUACUUUUGAAAUAGUUCUGUAUAAGAAGUUGCUUUUAUGUAUGUAUACUGCUUUGCACAUAAUAUUACCAUGUCUAAUGGGGAGAUACUGUUACAUUGUUCACUGUUUUUGCAUUUUUUCAAUGGGACUCUUUCGAGGGUGCUGAAUGCACUAGUGAAUCAUCAUAAUGGCGCACAUUUUUUCAACAGGGGAAUUGUAGUAUAAAAGGUAUUAGCCAAUGAAAAUAGUCAUUGGAUAGGUUGAUACAUGUAUGGUUGCAGGGUGGGCCCACUUCUGGGACUUCAACCAAUCACCAAAACAGAAUCCUGAACCCUGGAGAUAGCAGAGUUCUGGGGAUGGAUAAUCCAAUGUUUUUCAUGGUUUAACAUCUUUAAAGGUAUUUUCCAAGGUUACGACCUUUACUGCCUAUACUAAGGAUAGGCUACCAAUUUUUGAAAAUGAUCAUACAUGGGGAGAUCUUAGCCUAUUGUUAUUGGCCAAUAUCCGGGCUGUGUAGGAAGGACAAUCUUUGUGAUUACUCAGAACUUCCCUCUUUUGAUCUUCCCUUAUUAGUCAGAAUUGCAGCAAGGGGGAACUAGUAUGGACAGAUGUUUUACCGAAUGUUGGCAUUGGCAAGACCUCUACCAAUGCAUGGUUUAUAGGCCCAUGGAAAAGGAAGCAAAAACAUGCAAAUACUAGUUGGUGGGAUGAUCGCGUCUUUUGUGAGAAUGAUAAAAUCAUUGUUAAAGGCUGUAUAUCGCCCUGUUUAAUCAGGGACUGUGUGGCCAAUAAUGAUUAAUUUAAUGGGCCACGUGAUUGCUUGAGCCUUGUAAAGGCUUAUCAAACGAGCACUGAUCAAAAAUCACUGCCCGUUAUCUGCAGCAGGCCGGCCCGUGUAAAAGGGCCCUAAGCUACACAGAUGACUUCUAAUGCCUAACUCUUCCCAGAAGGGCACUUGACACUGUGUACACGACUUACAAGUGUAAUUUACAGGAACAUCAUAUAAAAUCGAGUCAAAUAUGCAAUUGAUCACAAUUGAUUUUAGAAGCAAGAUCAUGGUGCUAGAAAUCCACACAGUACAACCCUCAUGUCCUCACGUUCACUGUUCCCUAGGGAGUCAGGGGCCCUGGUUUAUCAAGAUUGUUGGGGUUUUUGUGUGAAAUGUUGUUUCAGACUUGCACGAUUUCACAGUUCUGACCAUCUUUUACUUGGUGAGAAUUUCCAGCCAUAUAUUCUCAUGGUUUUGGGUGAAUUUAUUAGUAAAUAGGUGGGGUCCAUCUUAAAUAAUAAAGCCACACUCCUAAUGAUUUUGGUAUGGAAUCCAGACUGUUUUUUUUUUGGGUGCAAAUUCUAGCGCAGACACUAGAGAUGAGCGAACUUACAGUAAAUUCGAUUCGUCACGAACUUCUCGGCUCGGCAGUUGAUGACUUA
This is a messenger RNA of Hyla sarda, 3168 nucleotides long. RefSeq names its product chromosome 2 C21orf91 homolog (gene C2H21orf91). The transcript is spliced from 5 exons. NCBI's taxonomy places the organism in Eukaryota, Metazoa, Chordata, Amphibia, Anura, Hylidae. The record is from RefSeq and is a predicted model, not a curated record. The coding region runs from base 160 to 1032 and encodes 290 amino acids.